Molecule: messenger RNA, 3223 nt
Organism: Pogonomyrmex barbatus (red harvester ant)
Lineage: Eukaryota; Metazoa; Arthropoda; Insecta; Hymenoptera; Formicidae
Source: RefSeq, a predicted model, not a curated record
UCGUCCCGCCGUAUUCGUCAAGGAGCGUCGGCGACGUUCGCGAAUGCGUCGGUCACGCCAGGUUCGAUCGUAAUUCGAAUCCCCGGACCGCCCGACUUUCAAGCCGGAGGGAUUCCGUGCGGCGCCUAAAGUUAGAUCGCCGGUUAGAACCAGGGCUGUGGAGGGGCGAAGUGAAGCGAGGAAGGAAGAAGAGGAAGUUGGGUGUACCUCGUGUGAACUGCCGAAGACGUCCAAUAGAAGAAGAAGAGCAGAAGGGGAGAAGGAAGACGGGAAGUCCUCGUGACCGCUGCGAUUCGGCGACGGUUAUCAAUCUGUAAGAUCGAUUCUCGAUUACCGGAGGAUUGCUCGUGGCAUAUCGAGGGCGCAAUAGCGCCGGCCGUUGUCGACGUAGCGUCGUGUCCUUCGGGAGCAGAGAGCCUCAGAAGACGCAGGAACGCGAAAACAGAGCAGAUUGGUGCGCGCGCGAAUUUGGCGCUCACUAGCCUUCGUGACGGUUAUAGUGCACGCGGUCCAGCAACAGUUUGCGAUAUAGCGACAUCGGCGAGCCAGCGAGAGCUAAAUGGCACCGCGCAGACAGGCGAAGCAGGCGGAGAGCGUCGUGGCUGCCGCCGACGGCAACGUGACGCCGCCGAAGAAAAGGAAAACUGCGGCGAAAUCGGAGGUAACGGAUGAGCCGAAGCAGGCCAGGGUCGCGGGGAAUCGGCAAACGAAGGCGGACAAUCAAGAGCAUGAAAUGGCUAGCGAGUCGACGAGUUCGUCGAGGGAGUUACGCCGUAGGCCCGCGGCCACGGUGGCGCCAAAGGACAUUGUCACCGCUGCCGUGAAGAGCAAGUCCAAGAAACAAGUCAAUAAACAACAGGAAGAUGAGACGAUUGAAAAUAAUAAUACGAGCGAGAAGGUCGCAGUAAAAAAAAAGACGCGCGAUAGUAAGGCCGCGGCGGCGAAAAAGGCGGGAACCAAGACGGCUGCAGCAAAGUCAAAGUCUAAAUCACCUGCUAGAAAACAGAAGGCUGCAGUUGAAAACGGCGCUGGAGAUCCCGAAGAAAAGAACAUUGGAAAGAGUCCUGCAAAGAAACGAACAGCAAAAAAGCCUCAUCGUCUCGUCAAGGUGCUAGAGCAGGGCGAUGCGUCAUCACAACCCGCCACAAAGACGUCCAGGAAACGUAAAAAUGUAGAGGAUACAAAUGAAGCUGUCACAGAGUCUGGAAAUAUUGGGGAAAUCAUCAUUGAGGAGGAGGAAGAAAAAGAAGAGGAGAAUAAAGCAAAGACAGUCGCAGCCAGCAAGAAAUCGCGUACAGCAAAGAAAGCAGAAACUGAUGCCCCCAAGGCAACAUCCAAAGGAAAAUCCAAGAAGAAUACUGCUAAAUCAUCUCCAGAAGAGACAGUAACCGAGGAACAGAAUGUAACGCAGCAGGAAGAUAAUCCAAAAUCAAAAAAUAUCAGGACUGCAAAAAAGGGGAAUACGAAGACAACUUCCAGAGGAAAACGUAAUCCUGUAGCAGAAAAGGCAAAUGAUGAUCAAGCACAGGAAGCAGCAAUGCCUGAAGUGGAUAUCAAAGAAAAUGGAGAGACACAGGCAGUAGAGCUUAAACAAAAGAAGAAAAACGCGGGAAAAGUAAUGAAUGGCAAAACUGAAACAAAAGGAAAACAGAAGAAAGGAAAAGCAGCUGCUGUAGCUGUCGAUGAGUUAAUCAAGGAUGAAACUGUUGAAAAGGAAAAUACAGAAACGAAAGAAGACGAGGAUUAUAUAUUAAAUAUUCCCUCGAGCACAAAUGAUGGCAUCUCACAGAAUAAGGAAGUAGGAGAUGAAAUUGAUGAGAGUAUAUUCUCGAUACAAAAUGAUGAAACGCUCAAGUUGCAAAAAGAUGAAGAAAUGGAUAGAUCAGAAACCUCUUCGUGCUUUUAAAAAAAAAAGUUAUUAAGGGAUACAAUGGCAAGUUAGAAAUUAAAGAGAAGUAUCAAUAAUGUUUUAUAUUCGACUAAUAGAUACAUAAAAAACGGGCUAGGAGAGGGAGGAAUGUUUUAAUAUAUUUAUCAUAAUAUUUUGCAACAAGAACGAUCAAGUCUUAAGUUCCUAAUUCAACACUGUAGUCUCUAUCUGAGGCAACAAUGUUGAAUUGGAAAUCUUAAUUCUGAGGAUAUUUAUUUUUUUUCUUUUUUGUUAGGGAAGAAACGAAAAAUAUACCCUACACACAAAAGUUCACAUCGUCGUUUGCAUUAUUGUAUAAUGGCUUCGUAAUGGGUAUAACAAAAUGAUAUCCGAAAAAAUAUUUCAAACGAAACAUAUUUUCUGAAAGGUGUUUUUUAUCAGGAACGUUUAAUAUCGGAUUCUCAGCUGUACAUCAAUGACGUACACGUAGUGCCAUAAUAAGAAAGUUUGAUAGGAUUCGUACGGAAUUCUUGAUUUCUGCUCGGGCAGCAUCUGCUAAAAUCUAAGAAGUAAAAUUUACUAUUAUAUAUAAAUAAAUAUUUAUAUGUAUAAUAAUAAGAGUACUAAUGAUAAUAAUUGAUAGCAAUUAAUAUUAUAAUGUACAUUGUGCUAUGACAAAUUUUAGUAUCUUGGAUGAAAACGCAGGCAAUAAGAAGAUAAACAUCUUUCUACUGCUGCCCGUGUAGGAGUUAAGUGCGUUAUAUAUUUUUCUAAAAGAAUAAAUAAUACUUGUAAUACAUAGACACAUACUCAUCAUUUCCGUUCUCUAGUCCUGUAGUUUUAUAUUUAUAUCUUGUUAACGCAGUUAAUUACAAUAAUCUUUAACACAUCUUUAAAAAUAUUGAGUUACCGGUUUCAAACUUACAGGCUAUAAGGAAACUUUGAUGUCGAACGGAUUUUUUGGAUGUUCCUUUUUUUUAUUCGCAGAGACUACAAUGCUUAAAUUCUUGAGACUAAUUAAUAAAAUGUACAUUUUUUAGGGAAGACUACAUAAUUCUGGAUAAAUUUUCACAUUCGUUUGCAUUUUGAUUAAUGCAAGAUGAGAAAAUAUUCAGAUAUCAAAUAAUGACAUACAAAUUGACAUAAAAAGUUCAGGAAAUUUUCUAUGCUUACGAAAGAUAGAGUGACCAGCUGUCUAUAUGAUAAAACAUUGUAACAUUACAAGCGUUCUGUUCAAUAAUAUCAUGUAUGAGUAAUGCAUUUAUUUAUGGAUAUUUCAUUGAGACAUUUAACAACAUGCGAAGUACAUGUAUUUGUUUCUAUAAUGUUAAUAUUCCAUAUUAUAUAAUCACC